AUGCAGGCUGUCCACUAUGAAGGGCAGUGUGCUCCGGGAGAGUCGCCCGUCUAUCCGAGCCACCACCCGCCCCAAGACUCCCCCCACAGAAACCCUGUCCCCAAGAACGUCGCCUUCGAGCUACUCCUUGAUGAGAACUCCAAAGUGCGUGCUCGCAUUCCGAUGCGAGUCCAGAUCUAUCCUCAUGAUACUACGGAUUCAAUCGUGACCACCGUCAAGAACUUUUACGGGAUCUACGAUGGCGCUGCUAGCGGUGUCAGCUUUGAGGAUGAGCAUGGCACCACCCUCAUUGCUAGGUAUGAGAAUCUAAGAAACAACAUGACUGUCUACGUACGGGUCAUCCCGGUUCAGGCUUACGCAGAUGGCUACGGAGAGCAGCUCUAUGGUCAUGUGUCUGUAGACGCUCGCAAGCGUCCGAGUCUUGGCGAGCCCUUCCAGAUGCCGCCGGCAAUGCAACCGACACCGAUGCUGGAUCAUGGCCGGCCGCCAUCUCGCCCGGGCUCUCGAGUCGCUCGGAAGCGUAGCAUGUCGCCAUCUGCGAGAAGCUGUCGGAGCGCGUCCCAGCACAAGCAGCUGUCGAAGGCGGGCAACAAGAGCCGGGGUUCAAGCGCUCACGGCAGCUUCCAGGAUGAAGGAACUCCUGGCUAUAGUGACAGCGAGGGUGGCUAUGGAUCAGUCUCGGGGGCAAAGAAAUCCCGGAGUGAGCAGCUGGGCAGCUCGGAUAUCAGUAUGGAAAAUAUCCUGCAGGAUGGCCGUCGCAAACGGCCCAAAUUUGAGAGUUCGGAAUUGCCGUUGUUUGUCCCUCCUCAAGUUCCUCUCACCACCUCGACCUCCUCGAUCUCCCCCCAGCGCCGGUCUGUCGGACAAGAAGGGGUUGUCUCGCCAUUCGCUCGUCCUGCUCAGCGACCAUACAACUACCAACAGCCGCUGCCCUCGCCACAGAGCUAUGGGAACAGCGAGCAAGUAUAUGCCUAUAACCCCCCGCGCAAUUCUGUAUAUGCGACUCCCACAGUCCCCGAGCAUGGGCAUCGCCUGCGUGACCGGACUGUGACUCAGUCGUCGGGCCAGUUGAGCAACCCGGCGGGUCGGAUCAACGGGCCGGGCGUCCUCCCAACCCCGGACCCAACCAUUGCAAGCUGUAUAUCGGAUGAGGAUGUUGCCAUGCAACUCAUCCGUCUCGGAGAUGCUUCCAAUUUCUCACAUGGUCGCACCUCCGCUUCGACGCUGGACGACGCCUUCAGUGGUGCUGCAGACGCGGCCUCUUCGACCGGCGCGACGAGUGACGGAGAAGAUUUCAGCGAGGAAGAUGAUGACCUGCCCACGCGCAGCCGACAGAGGCUGGAAUCAAGCCCAAUGCUUCCCCCAGGAGCCACCAAACGCACUCACAAGCGAUUGGACGAUAUUCUGCCCAGUUUUGACAGCUCCGAUGGCAGUUGUGAUGGGUACGAUGAUGAGUACAAGCAGGAGGAGCCAGAAGACGGCCUGAUCAAGCACGAGGUGGACGAUGACCCGUUCUACAAAGAAUCGACACCCAAGCCAAAGAAGGCCAAGACACGAGCAAAUAGCACGGCCUCGAAUAAACCGCGCACAUCGAAGCCUGCCCCGGCGCGCCAAAGCAAAGGAGGCAAGAAUGCUUCGACGGCCGGGCCCCGGAAGGUCAAGUCGACCUCCAAUGCCACCACACAGAAAGUUGCCAUGUCACCGCAGAUGGUGAGCCCCGCUCCAACCCGGAAAGCUUCCACCUCUUCUGUCAACUUCCAGCCUCCGCUGGCCGCGGACGAGGAGGACCUGUCGACGAAGCCGCGUUGUCAGCGAUGCCGAAAGAGUAAGAAAGGCUGCGAUCGGCAGCGCCCUUGCGGGAGAUGCAAGGAUGCGGGCAUUGGUCUGGAGGGGUGCAUCAGUGAAGAUGAAGGAAACGGUCGCAAAGGCCGCUAUGGACGGCAUAUGGGGGUCCCGGUCAAGAAAGUCCUGGAGCCCCCCGCAGCAAACAGCGAAGCAUUACCGGUGGCGGCCGCAAGCCCGCUGUUCUCUGCCACGGUUGAAAAGAACAAGAAACGCAAGCGUUAG
Molecule: messenger RNA, 2067 nt
Organism: Aspergillus tanneri
Lineage: Eukaryota; Fungi; Ascomycota; Eurotiomycetes; Eurotiales; Aspergillaceae
Product: putative C6 finger domain protein
Exons: 2
Coding region: 1-2067 (688 amino acids)
Biological process (GO): regulation of DNA-templated transcription
Molecular function (GO): zinc ion binding; DNA-binding transcription factor activity, RNA polymerase II-specific
Source: RefSeq, a predicted model, not a curated record